AUGGGUGUCGAACUCAAAGGAAAUGGCCCGGGGGAGCCGCCUAUGAACCCGGCGAUUGCAGUUCCCUUAUUCGUUGUCGCCGGGCUGAUAGUAACUUUGUUUGUCUGGAAGACGGUUAUUCGCAUCCGACAUCGUCGACGAUCAAAAGCAGCACGACGAGGAGCAGACCAGACCCAGUUGUCCCGUACAAAUGGCUUCAAUGCAGCCCUGAAAAAGCAUCUGCUGUAUGCUCCGAUAUGGGGCAAUCGUCACAGCCGCGAGUUUCGCAUGUUUAGGCUUCAUAUGGGGUCUUUACCCUUACGACUGGAAGUGAUUUGCCUUUUAAUCUAUCUCAGCCUGAACAUAAUAUUCAUUAUUGUGACAGUCGAUUGGUGGGUCAGUGAUUAUACCGAGAAGAUGUUUCAGCUCAAAUACUCCGCGGGCCAUCUGGCAGUCAUGAAUACGCCUGGUUUGGUCCUAGGCGCAGGGCGAAAUAAUCCGCUGGUCCCGUUAUUGGGCAUCUCGUUUGAUACGUUCAAUUUCAUGCAUCGUUGGGUGGGACGAGUCAUCACAGCUAAUGCGGUCAUUCACAUGAGUGCCGUGCUGGCCAGCAAAGCCCACGUCCAUGGCACAGAUUAUAUUCUGUAUACUCUAUGGCAACAGAAGCUCUUUCUAUGUGGUCUUCUGGCCAUCAUUGGAUUCCUUUUCAUUUUUCUUCAAUCGCUGUCGCCGGUCCGACACGCAUUUUACGAACUAUUCCUUCACCUGCACAUAGCCCUAGCCAUAUUCUCCUUCGUGGCGCUCUGGUAUCACCUACAAAAUCUAUUACAACAGCGUGUGCUUCUCGGCACCUUAAUCCUGUGGGGUCUCGAUCGUGCAGGUCGACUUGGAAUACUAAUUUGGAGAAAUCUUAGUUCGAGGCCCACAACUGCCACAGUCGAGAUCCUCCCUGGGUCUGUUGCUCGCGUUGACGUGGCCGUGGCUCGGGCAUGGCGCUUCCGCCCUGGCCAGUAUAUGUACCUCUACAUGCCGUGUUUGGGCCUGUGGACAUCACAUCCCUUCACGGUUGCGUGGUCUUCGACAUCGGACUCGUUGAAUAUGAAAGAAAAACGUGAUUCGGGUGAUUCUUUGAAGGCCCUCAUCGGAGAAUCGCCGACUAUAACCAUGUCCAUUCUGAUCAAGGGCCAAGACGGAUUCACAAAGAAGUUGCUCCAGAAGGCGGGAGACUCGCCCGAGGGACGCAUUCAGGCUAUGGCAUUGGCAGAGGGGCCAUUUGGCGGCAUUCAUUCUCUGACGUCAUAUGGCACUCUGUUGUUGAUAGCUGGAGGAAUUGGCAUCACCCACCCAAUGUCGUAUCUGAACGAGGUUGUUGCCACAUUCACCGAGCAGAAAACAGCUACUCGCAAGGUGCAUCUGAUCUGGAUCAUCCGCAGUCUAGACCAUCUCACUUGGAUUCAAACAUUCAUGACCGACAUACUAGGCCACGAGUCCCUAAUUGGUCCCAUAAACGCGAACGAACACUCAUACUUCCAAUUCCCACGGCUGCUCCUCUCCAUUAACCUUUACAUCACAGCAGAUAAGGACGCGGUUGAGGAAUACAUACCACAGCCGUAUCCGCCGUGGAUACAGUGCGCUCCACCUAGCGUACCGGUUAGCAUCCACUACGGCAAGCCUUGUAUGAAACCUAUGCUAGAAAAAGAAAAAGCAGAGCAAAUCGGUGCGAUGGCGGUCAGUGUCUGCGGUCCUGGUGCUUUAGGCGAUAGUGUGCGGGAGGCAGUCAGAGAUGUACAAGGGGAAAAAACAGUUGACCUGUUUGAAGAGACAUUCUCAUGGUAG
Molecule: messenger RNA, 1815 nt
Organism: Penicillium coprophilum
Lineage: Eukaryota; Fungi; Ascomycota; Eurotiomycetes; Eurotiales; Aspergillaceae
Product: ferric reductase family protein
Exons: 5
Coding region: 1-1815 (604 amino acids)
Biological process (GO): iron ion transport; intracellular iron ion homeostasis; copper ion import
Cellular component (GO): plasma membrane
Molecular function (GO): ferric-chelate reductase activity
Source: RefSeq, a predicted model, not a curated record